UACAGAUGCGGCAAACUCCGACACAGAAUUUGGAAUCUCUCACAAAUAUUUCCUUAGUGUGUAUCCUGGGCCUUCACCAGCUGGAUCGAUGCUUCACAAACCAGGAGUGUGACCGAGCUCUGGAGCCUGAAAAAUUAUUGCUAAUAUCAUUACUUCUUAAAUGCAUAUCACCACCCACCAGUCAAUAUUCUCUGGGAGGUUUGCAAACCAGGCAUUAUUAAAGCUAUGACAGAUACUAGUUAAAAAUUGACAAUAAGGAAUGCAAGACAGCAGCCAAAAUAGAAAUCCUGCCUUUCCUGGCAAUGAAAAUUUCAUAAAUGGAUCCCAGCUCAGGUGACAAGCCAGGAUAAGUCACAACAGCCAAACUGAUAAACUAUGGAUUGAAUAAAAAACCUGGCAACCCCCCUCCCCCAUGAACAAUGGUUUUCCCUUAACUAUAUAACUUGGGGGAUAACGAGGAACACCACCUUUUACAACCAGAAGAAGCAUUUCAUGCCACCUUGCCUUCCAAAACUUUCUACUGCUCAUCCUUGCACAAUGGAUUGGUGCCCCAACUUCACCUGCUUCUCAGUCACUACUUCAGCAGAAUCCAACCGGACAGGCUCCAGCUCUCUCCUGGACCACCCUGGUGCCCAUGGACCCUUGUCUAUCUUUAGCGUCCUCGUCUUGACUCUGUUGGCCAUGUUGGUGGUUGCCACUUUCCUCUGGAACGUGCUAGUCCUGGCAACCAUAUUGCGUGUCCGCACUUUCCACAGGGUUCCUCACAACCUGGUGGCCUCGAUGGCCAUCUCGGAUGUGAUGGUGGCCGCCUUGGUGAUGCCUCUCAGCCUGGUCCAUGAACUCUCCGGGCGGCGCUGGAGGCUGGGGCGGAUCCUGUGCCAGGUGUGGAUCUCCUGCGAUGUGCUGUGCUGCACGGCCAGCAUCUGGAACGUCACGGCCAUUGCUCUGGACCGCUACUGGUCCAUCACUCGCCACCUAGAGUACACUCUGAGGACCCGCCGGCGCAUCUCCAACAUUAUGAUUGCUCUGACGUGGGUCCUCUCGGCCAUCAUCUCCCUGGCUCCAGUGAUCUUUGGCUGGGGGGAAACUUACUCGGAGGGCAACGAGGAAUGCCAAGUCAGCCAGGAACCCUCUUACACCAUCUUCUCUACCUUUGGGGCUUUUUACCUGCCCCUCUGCGUAGUGCUCUUUGUCUACUGGAAAAUCUACAAGGCAGCCAAGUUUCGCAUUGGAUCCCGGAAGAGCAACUCCAUCACUCCUAUCACACCUGAAGCCCUGGAGGUGAAGGAAGCCUCUCAGCAGCCGCAGAUGGUGUUCACCGCCCGGCACGCCACAGUCACCUUCCAGACGGUCGGAGACACGUGGAGGGAGCAGAAAGAGAAGAGAGCUGCCCUUAUGGUGGGCAUCCUCAUUGGGGUGUUUGUGCUGUGCUGGAUCCCCUUUUUCAUCACAGAACUCAUCAACCCCCUCUGUUCCUGUGACAUACCCCCACUCUGGAAAAGCAUUUUCCUAUGGCUCGGCUAUUCCAAUUCUUUCUUCAACCCUCUGAUCUACACGGCCUUCAACAAGAACUACAACAACGCUUUCCGGAACCUCUUCUCCAGGCAGCAGUAAGCGAGUUGCAUGGAGGAGGAGGAGGGCAA
Molecule: messenger RNA, 1643 nt
Organism: Lacerta agilis (Sand lizard)
Lineage: Eukaryota; Metazoa; Chordata; Lepidosauria; Squamata; Lacertidae
Gene: HTR5A
Product: 5-hydroxytryptamine receptor 5A
Exons: 2
Coding region: 493-1614 (373 amino acids)
Biological process (GO): adenylate cyclase-activating adrenergic receptor signaling pathway
Cellular component (GO): plasma membrane
Molecular function (GO): G protein-coupled serotonin receptor activity
Source: RefSeq, a predicted model, not a curated record